This is a messenger RNA of Aureobasidium namibiae CBS 147.97, 1560 nucleotides long. RefSeq names its product DUF580-domain-containing protein. Gene Ontology annotation, biological process: transmembrane transport. Gene Ontology annotation, cellular component: plasma membrane. Bases 1 to 1560 code for a protein of 519 amino acids. The record is from RefSeq and is a predicted model, not a curated record. The transcript has 7 exons. Gene Ontology annotation, molecular function: transmembrane transporter activity. NCBI's taxonomy places the organism in Eukaryota, Fungi, Ascomycota, Dothideomycetes, Dothideales, Saccotheciaceae.
AUGCAACCGCAGCAGGCCUACAACCAGAAUGGCCAACAGCACUAUCAACAACAGGACUACCAACAGCCUUACCAGAAUGGCCAGGGCUAUUCGCAGCCGCCUCCCAAUUACGGCCAAAACUUCAACCCUCGCCCCGAGAUGAACGGUUACGACAACAAGCCUACCUUCGAGCAGGCCUUCAAGAUCGAUAAGCCCAAGUACAACGACUGGUGGGCUGGUCUUCUUUUCCUCGCUGUCUUUGCCGGAUAUGUCGUCGUCUCUGGCAUCUCUCUUCAGGGCUAUGCUGCGACCAAGGGAUUCAACGGCGGCGGUAUCUAUGACAGCAACAACGAUUUCGGCCUCGAUACCAACACUAUCGUUCUCUUCGCUUUCUGUCUCGCCAUGGCCAUGGUGCUCAGUUAUGCCUACAUCUGGUUGGCCCGCGCAUUUACCAAGCAAUUCAUCUGGAUCACUGGUAUCAUCCAUAUCAUCGCUGGUUUUGCGACCGCCAUCUAUAUGCUGUCCAGAAGAUACUGGUCGGGCGGUAUUGUUUUCCUUCUCUUCUCGAUUUUCACAGUCGUAUGCUUUAUCUCCUGGAUUCCUAGAAUCCCCUUCAGCGUAGUCAUGCUGCAAACAAGCAUCGACGUUUCGAAGAAGUUCGGGCAUGUCUACAUCGUUUCGCUCGUUGGUGGCAUUCUUGCGACCGCGCUCGGUGCUUGGUUCUCGGUCACUUUCGUUGCUGUGUAUGUGAAAUACGAACCAGGUGCCAAUCCAGCCUGUUCUACUGGCGCUGGUGGCUGUUCAAGCGCCAAGGUCAUUGGUCUGCUCGUCUUCAUCACGUUUGCGAUGUAUUGGAUCUCCGAAUUUCUCAAGAACAUGAUUCAUGUCAUCAUCUCUGGAGUGUACGGCUCGUGGUACUUCUGUUCCAACAACCCUCCCAAGAACAUCACCCGAGGAGCCGCCCGCCGUUCUUUGACCUACAGUUUCGGAAGUAUCAGUCUUGGAAGCUUGGUCGUUGCAAUCAUCAACAUGCUCAGACAAGCAUGCAGCAUUGCACGACAGCAAGAAGCAAAUUCUGGAAACAUCGCGGCCGACAUUGCACUUUGUGUUCUGCAGUGUCUUAUCGGAAUCUUGGACUGGGCUGUCCAGUUUAUCAACAGAUACGCCUUCAGCUAUAUCGCGCUAUACGGCAAGGGCUAUGUCCCUGCCGCCAAGGCCACUUGGACUUUAAUCAAAGACCGCGGAAUCGAUGCUUUGGUGAACGAGUGCUUGAUUGGACCCGUAUUGACUCAGGGUGCCACAGCCAUCGCUUACCUGUGCGCUCUCUUGGCCUACCUGUACCUGAUCUUCACCUCGCCUGCGUACAACAGCAACGGCGAGUACACACCCGUUGUCGUUGCGUUCGCAUUCUUGAUUGGUCUCCAAAUCGCCAAUAUCUUCACAACCCCGCUCAGCAGCGGUAUCGACACUAUUUUCGUUGCUGCAGCAUUCGACCCGCAAGUAAUGAUUACAGAACACCCGGAUCUGUACGCCAAAAUGGUGUCGACAUAUCCCCAUGUUCAGCAGGCCAUUCACGCCUAA